UGAUUUGCAAAUUCGUUCUUGAGUGGCAAACUUUGAAAUAGUCGUUAUUCGUUAAGCAGCAGCUUCAUAAAUUAACUGGAAGGCCUUUUCCACACAAAUUAUCAACUCUGACUUCGAAUUUGCUAAUUUUACAGAAAUCAAAAUCAAAUUAUAAAUCAAUUUGAGAUUUCUGAAAAUUUUCUGGGGUUUAAUUUGAUCUUGUCGAUUGAAAUCAGAGCGAAAGAGAGGAAGUUUGUUCAGAUUAAUAAUGGGGUUCCUUGUUACAUCCCUAAUAUUCUUGGUGAUCGGAGUUAUUGCUUCUCUUUGUACCAGAAUUUGCUUCAAUCGUGGCCCUUCUACCAAUCUGUUCCACCGAACAUUGGUUAUUACAGCAACAGUUUGCUGCUGGAUGAUGUGGGCUAUUGUAUAUCUUGCGCAGAUGAAGCCCCUCAUCAACCCUAUACUGAAUGAAGCAGAGUGAGUUGGGUUUGUGGGCGAAAUUUAGAAAGAGUGCUACUCUAGAUACCAUAUGUUACCAGUUUGCAGAUUUUCAGAGGAACUCAUUAAGAGCGGUGCUAGCAACAAUUUCUCAUGUGGAUUUGUAUGUAAUUCUAUUAUUGCAGAGAAUAAAAAUAUUCCUUCAUUUGUGGCUUUGAUUAUCCCCUUGUAUUUUUAAGCACCAAUCUACUUGCUUGAGUUGGUUUUGUGGAUGAAAUAAAAUCAAUUGGUGGAUCACAAA
This is a messenger RNA of Chenopodium quinoa (quinoa), 718 nucleotides long. RefSeq names its product V-type proton ATPase subunit e2-like. Gene Ontology annotation, biological process: proton transmembrane transport. Lineage: Eukaryota; Viridiplantae; Streptophyta; Magnoliopsida; Caryophyllales; Amaranthaceae. Gene Ontology annotation, molecular function: proton-transporting ATPase activity, rotational mechanism. Gene Ontology annotation, cellular component: proton-transporting V-type ATPase, V0 domain. The transcript is spliced from 3 exons. Bases 248 to 460 code for a protein of 70 amino acids. The record is from RefSeq and is a predicted model, not a curated record.